AUGCCUUCUGCACCGAACCUUUCGUGGGGCGCUCCUCUCUCUCUCAAGGUUAUCGGCCACAAUGCCGGAACCUCCAUGGACGGAGUCGACCUUGUCCACGUCCACUUUACCCAGGACUCGCCUACCUCCCCCUUGAACAUGCAGCUUCUCCGCUACGGGGAGUACCCAAUGCCGCAGAAGGUCAAGAGGCGGGUCAUGAAGCUCAUCAAGGAAAACAAGACGACCCCCGAGGAAAUGGCCAUUGUCAACAUCCAGCUCGGUCAGGUCAUUGCCGACGCGGUGAACUCUUUUGCCAGGGACCAAGGCUUCGACCUGGCAAAGGAAGUCGACCUGAUCGGUGGCCAGGGCCAGACCAUCUGGCAUCUGCCUCUUCCCGAGCUCUUCGAGGGUGACCAGAUGCGUGCCCACCUGGACAUGGCUGAGAUUGCCAUCAUUGCUGCAAAUACCGGCGUCACUUCCUUGGGCAACUUCCGCGUCUCCGACAUGGCCCUCGGCCGCCAGGGUUGUCCUCUCUUCGCCGCUCUCGACUCGCUUCUGUUGAACCACCCUACUCUCAACCGUGCCGUCCAGAACAUCGGCGGCAUUGCCAACUUCUCCAUCCUGCCCAAGGGCAAUGUGCAGGGUUGCUAUGACUUUGACACUGGUCCAGGAAACGUCUUCAUUGAUGCCGCUGUCCGUUACUUCACCGACGGCCAGCAGGAGUACGACAAGGACGGUGCCAUGGGCGCCAAGGGUAAUGUCGACCAAGAGAUUGUUGACGAGAUCCUCGCGGGACCUUACUUCGUCCACGAUAUUCCCAAGACCACUGGUCGAGAGACCUUUGGUGACCGUAUGGCGGAGGACAUCUGCGACAGGAUGUUGGCUAGUGGCGCCACUCCCGAGGACUGCGUUGCAACAAUCACCCGUAUCACCGCUCAAUCUCUUGCCGACGCUUACGAGCGCUGGGGCCCCGAAGGCGGUGUUGACGAGAUCUACAUGGGCGGCGGUGGCUCCUACAACCCCAACAUUGUCAACUAUCUCAAGCAGCGCCUGCCCAAGACUCGCAUCACAUAUAUCGACGAGACCGGUAUCCCCGUCGGCGCCAAGGAGGCUCUGGGGUUCGCGCUUCUCACCCACGAGUGCUUCGUUGGCAGGCCAAUGAUCGUCCCCACCAACACCGAGUCGGACAACCCUGGUGUCGUUGGCCAGAUUCAGCCUGGGAAGAACAUGCACCGCAUCAGACAAGCCGUUGCUCAGUUCUGGGGUGACUUCCCAGAGGAGGACAUUCGAUGUACCACCAAGAUGAACCUCUUGCCUAGCCUCUGCAAGUGA
Neurospora tetraspora is the source of this 1311-nucleotide messenger RNA. Its product is annotated as Anhydro-N-acetylmuramic acid kinase. The record is from RefSeq and is a predicted model, not a curated record. The coding region runs from base 1 to 1311 and encodes 436 amino acids. Gene Ontology annotation, molecular function: ATP binding; phosphotransferase activity, alcohol group as acceptor. NCBI's taxonomy places the organism in Eukaryota, Fungi, Ascomycota, Sordariomycetes, Sordariales, Sordariaceae. The transcript is spliced from 3 exons. Gene Ontology annotation, biological process: peptidoglycan turnover; amino sugar metabolic process.